Messenger RNA from Coccidioides posadasii C735 delta SOWgp, 1092 nucleotides. RefSeq names its product ornithine carbamoyltransferase (gene ARG3). Gene Ontology annotation, cellular component: mitochondrion. Gene Ontology annotation, biological process: L-citrulline biosynthetic process. The record is from RefSeq and is a predicted model, not a curated record. NCBI's taxonomy places the organism in Eukaryota, Fungi, Ascomycota, Eurotiomycetes, Onygenales, Onygenaceae. Gene Ontology annotation, molecular function: ornithine carbamoyltransferase activity; amino acid binding.
AUGCAAUCUGCGACACGAAGCACUGCCAACGCUUGUCGAAAUAUGGCGAAAAAUCAGUGGAGACCUUAUACUAACGGCUCUCAUGCCCCUUCCACGCCUCGACAUCUUCUUUCCAUUGCAGACCUUACGCCCACAGAAUUCGCAACUCUUGUCCGAAAUGCCUCUUCCUAUAAGAAAACGAUCAAGUCGGACUCAAUGCCUGAGCGCUUGAUGGGGGCGCUGUCAGGAAAGACCGUAGCCAUGAUGUUCAGCAAACGCAGCACCAGAACCAGAGUAUCAACCGAAGGCGCUGUGGUGAAGAUGGGAGGUCAUCCCAUGUUUCUAGGAAAGGAUGACAUCCAGUUGGGCGUGAAUGAGUCACUGUACGAUACUUCUGUUGUAAUAUCUUCAAUGGUAUCUUGCAUUGUUGCCCGCGUGGGACCUCACUCCGACAUUGCCAAUUUGGCUAAACACUCGAGUGUGCCGGUUAUUAACGCCUUAUGUGACACCUUCCAUCCGCUGCAAGCAAUCGCCGAUUUCCUCACCAUCCAUGAAUCCUUUGCGUCACAAUCUGCAACACACGGAACACAUCCCUCGAGUCUGGGAUUGGAGGGACUGAAAAUUGCGUGGGUCGGAGAUGCAAAUAAUGUCCUUUUUGACCUGGCGAUCGCCGCGACCAAGAUGGGUGUAAAUGUGGCCGUUGCGACACCCAGGGGCUACGAGAUUCCGUCUCAUAUCGUUGAACUGAUUCAGAAAGCACGAGAAGGGGUCCAGUCACCAGGAAAUCUCACACAAACCACCGUGCCAGAAGUCGCCGUCAAGGAUGCAGACGUCAUCGUGACCGACACCUGGAUCUCGAUGGGGCAAGAGACCGAGAAAAUCAAAAGACUGGAAGCGUUCAAAGACUUUAAAGUGACUUCAGAGCUUGCUAAACGAGGAGGCGCAAAAGAGAAUUGGAAGUUCAUGCAUUGCUUACCACGACAUCCCGAGGAGGUUAGCGACGAAGUUUUCUAUAGCGAGAGAUCUCUCGUCUUCCCAGAGGCCGAAAAUCGACUAUGGGCAGCCAUUUCGGCGCUGGAAGCGUUUGUUGUUAACAAGGGGAAGAUUGCUUGA